GAUCGACAGUUUCUCAGAAUUUCUGGUCCCAGUGGUCAAACUGGGGCUCCUGCACAGCAGCCUGUGAGGAGACAGGCGUACAAUUACGUCAUCGGACCUGCUCCACAGACAACCAGAACAAAGAGCAACUAUGUCCAGGUCCUGUGGAGGAGGGCAGGAUGUGCAAAGGCCCAGCUUGUAAACCAACUCCUGCAACCUCCAGCAAAUCACUGAAGAUUCCCAAGAAAAUUAAGGGGCAGGAGGAGACGCCUGGCUGUAAAAUGAGAUGUACAAUGGGUCGUGUAAAUGCAGAGUGCAGUCGAUGCAUGUGUGAAGAUCAUCUACUUUACGGUUCUGUACGUCUUGAAGAUGGCGCUCCUGCCUCUAAGGCAACUGUCCAGCUGUGGGGAGACUCUAAUCAAAUCCUGACAGUCUGUGAUGAAAAGGGAAAGUUCAGGAUUCCUGGUCUUUGCCCUGAUGGUAAAACGGUGUUAACAAUUAGGAAGGCUUAUUAUGGAACAAUGCUUCAUAUACUGAGCGUAACCAACAGCAAAAUGUCUACCGUUGAAGUGAAACUCAAGAGAUCUGAGAAACCAUAUAUCAGGAAGCACCCAUCAAACAAAGUCAGGCAUGAGGGGCAAAGUGUAAUGUUCUGCUGCAAAGUUCAGUGCAAUCCCCCACCAGACAAGUACUUCUGGUAUCAUAACAGCUCCCUGUUAGAUGUGAAGACACAUGGUUAUCACAGUUCUCUCGUGUUAAGGCACCUUCAGCCACAACAUGCUGGGCAAUACUGGUGUCGAGCUAGUAACAUUGCAGGCUCUGUUAAAUCCAAGCCAGCAACACUGACAGUGAUAGCUCUUGGUGCUCCUUCAUGCAAUCCCAAACCUGAGAGCCACUUAAUACGGCUUCCUUAUGACUGCUACCAGAAUCUGACUCAGUCAUUUUACUACAAUGUGGGAAAAUGUCCUGUUGCAGCAUGCAGUGGAGAGCAUGAUCCAGAGCCACGAUGCAAAGACACAGCAGCUUAUUGCUGUGGGACAGUGAAGCUAGAGGAAAGGAAGAUCUCCUGCACCAACUAUAUGCUUCCAAUCAAGGUGGUAAGCAGGUGUGGCUGCCAAAAGUGUGUUGAAACCAAGACAAUUGUCCGUGGCCAUGCACUAGCUGCUGAUAAUGGUGAAGCCAUGCGGUUUGGACUGAUUUUCAUGAGUGGAAAGAAGAUUAGUAUGACUGGGUACAGGGGAACAUUUUCCAUUCAGGUUCCUGCAGACAUCGAUCGGCUAGUACUUACCUUUGUAGAUCGGUAUGACAAGUUUGUGAACACAACAAAGAUUCUUCCCUUUAACAAAAAAGGUGGUUCUGUCUUUCAUGAGAUUAAACUUCUAAGGAAGAAGCCAGCAGUCACAUUGGAUUGUUCUGUCAGCAAUACCAUCCCACUGGGGGCAAUAGAAAGCCAAAGUCCCAUAGCGGAAUUGGAGAUUCCUCCCAACUCCUUCUAUAGACAGAAUGGAGAUAUUUACAAGGGGUUAGUCAAAGCCAGUGUAACAUUCCUAGAUCCAAGGGAUAUCUCUUUAGCUCCAGCAGCCCAGAGUGAUCUGAAUUUCAUUAAUGAAGAAGGUGACGUUCUUCCUUUGAGGACAUAUGGCAUGUUUUCUCUUGAUUUUAUAGAUGAAGCAACUAAGGAAAGCCUCAGUGCAGGACAAGUGAAGGUUUUUCUGGACUCUGCACAGGUUAAAAUGCCAGAACACUUGGAGAAAAUGAAGCUGUGGUCAAUGAACCCUGAAACGGGCUUCUGGGAAGAAGAAGGUGAUUUUACAUUUAUUAGAAGUCGACGAGGUAAGCGAGAAGAGAGAACCUUCCUGGUGGGCAAUAUGGAGAUUCGAGAGAGAAGACUUUUUAACCUUGAUGUCCCUGAAAGCAGAAGGUGCUAUGUGAAAGUUAGAACAUUUCGAAGUGACCGCUUUAUGCCAAGUGAUCAGAUGGAAGGUGUUGUUGUGUCACUUAUUAAUGUGGAACCCAUGUCAGGCUUUUCCUCUAAUCCCAGAGCUUGGGGUCGGUUUGACAGUGUCAUUACUGGUCCAAAUGGAGCUUGUUUGCCAGCUUUCUGCGAUGACCAGCAGCCAGAUGCCUAUUCCGCCUACGUGACAGCAACUCUAGGAGGAGAAGAACUUGAGGCAGUGGCAUCUUUCCCAGAAAUGAACUUAAAUACAAUAGGUGUUCAGCAGUCUUACCUCAAUAAGCUGCAGUACAGAAGAUCAGAUCAUGAAGAUGCCAACGUUAAAAAGACAGCUUUUAAAAUAAAUGUAGCCAAACCCACUCCCACUGUCCCAGAUGAAAUGAAUGGUCCUAUUUACCCUUAUGAAAACUUUAAAGAAUGUGAAGAGGCUUCAUUUAGUGCAGGCCAUUUCCGCUUUUACAGAGUCGAAGGAGACAGUUAUGUUUAUAACACUGUACCAUUUGAUGAGGAUGACCCAAUGAGUUGGACAGAAGAUUACCUUGCUUGGUGGCCAAGACCAUUGGAAUUUAGGGCUUGUUAUAUAAAGGUGAAACUCCGCAGCCCUCAAGAGAUCACAGUGAGAUCUCGAAACACAGGAGGAACUCAUCCUCAGACAGUUGGAGAAAUUUAUGGCAUUCGCGAUAUGCGAAGUACUCGUGCUCUGGACCAUUUGGGCAUCUCUGCAGUUUGCUUGGAAUUCAAGUGUAGUGGAAUGCUCUAUGACCAAGAACGCAUUGACCGCACAUUAGUGAAGAUUAUCCCUCAAAGUAACUGUUACAGAGAAAGUGUGAACAAUAUGUUACAGGAAUAUCUGGUCAACCACCUUCCUCUUGCUGUCAACAAUGACUCCAGUGAAUUUACCAUGUUGGCUCCACUCGAUCCCCUUGGCCACAAUUAUGGAAUCUACACAGUAACUGAUCAAGAUCCAAGGACAGCUAAAGAAAUAGCACUGGGGAGAUGUUUUGAUGGAAGUUCAGACAGCGUAUCCAGAGUCAUGAAGUCUAAUGUCGGUGUAGCCUUGACCUUUAAUUGUAAUGAGAAGCAGGAGAGUCAGCAGAGUAUGUUCCAAAGUCUGCAGAACUCCCCAGGAGACCCAGUGCUGAACAACAUGAGCAUGGGACGAAGAAAGAGAGGAAGAGGUCAGAGAGAUAUUUUGUUUGGUCUUCAUCUAUUCAAUAAAUACAGAAAGCAGAGAAUAGCUCCACCCAGAAAGCAAUGGCAGAAGAACCUGCAGUUCAGUGGCCUAGAUUAAACAAACCCUUCCCAACAAACAGCCUCACUUGAGAAACUUGAUUAGCCAGUUAUAAAAUCAACACUUCCGGAAGAAGGAAGUCAAUUCUGUUAAUCCAUUGAACUAGGAGAUUAUUCAUCUUUUCUUUUUGAAAUGCAUAAAUAAAAAUCCUAUUUAUUUCCAGUGGUAUUUCAAACCUACACUUUAUCAUUUGGGUCAAGGUUCUAGAGACAGAAGAUUUUGUGUCACUUAAGAGUCAUAGAGAUACGCAGCACAGAAACAGAGCCUUUGGUCCAACUCGUCCAUGCCGACCAGAUAUCCUAAAUAAAUCUAGUCCCAUUUGCCAGCA
Molecule: messenger RNA, 3552 nt
Organism: Rhincodon typus (whale shark)
Lineage: Eukaryota; Metazoa; Chordata; Chondrichthyes; Orectolobiformes; Rhincodontidae
Product: cartilage intermediate layer protein, nucleotide pyrophosphohydrolase
Exons: 6
Source: RefSeq, a predicted model, not a curated record